AUGCCCAGUAGCAUUGGAAAGAGAUUUAAACCUACGAAAUACAUCCCGGUCUCCACAGCAGCUGCCUUAUUAGUGGGAUCUACUACUUUGUUCUUCGUGUUCACGUGCCCCUGGUUAACAAGAGCCGUCUCUCCAGCCAUCCCUCUAUACAAUGGACUCGUGUUCCUGUUUGUACUCGCAAACUUCAGCAUGGCAACCUUCAUGGACCCUGGGGUUUUUCCACGAGCAGACGAAGACGAGGAUAAAGAUGACGACUUCCGAGCUCCGCUCUACAAGAAUGUGGAGAUUAAAGGGAUCCAAGUACGGAUGAAGUGGUGUGCCACCUGCCAUUUCUAUCGCCCUCCGCGCUGUUCCCAUUGCAGCGUCUGUGACAAUUGUGUUGAGGAUUUUGACCAUCACUGCCCUUGGGUUAAUAACUGCAUAGGACGGAGGAACUACCGGUAUUUUUUCCUUUUCUUGCUGUCCUUAAGCGCCCACAUGGUCGGAGUGUUCACCUUUGGGCUUAUCUAUGUUUUACACCAUGCGGAGAAGCUGGGGGCGGCGCCCACAGCCAUAACUAUGGCUGUCAUGUGUGUGGCGGGUUUGUUCUUUAUUCCAGUCAUUGGUCUCACAGGUUUCCAUAUUGUUUUAGUGGCCCGGGGACGCACUACUAAUGAACAGGUGACGGGUAAGUUCCGUGGUGGAGUAAAUCCUUUCACUCGAGGAUGCUGCGGCAAUGUGGAACACGUUCUCUGCAGCCCUCUGGCACCCAGGUACAUUGUUGAGCCAAAGAAGAAACAGCCCGUAAGUGUGAAACCACCGUUCCUGAGACCAGACUUAACUGAGCGACAAAUCACAGUGAAAAUAAGCGACAAUGGCAUCCAAGCCAAUCUCAACCGGAGCAAGUCUAAAGUUAGCCUGGAAGGGCUGGAAGAUAAAACCAUGGAUAUUCAGCCUCCUCUACCCCCCAAAGGAGAUUCCAGCAAGUACAGUGAGCUGGGGAGCAGCGAAGAGAGCAGCCUUUCACCCAAACUAAUGAGCCCUCCCACGCCUGCAAUGUACAAGUAUCGUCCAGCUUUCAGCAACGAUCCCAAAGUACACUACCACGGAGCAUCCGAACAGAUCUCCAUUCAGGAAGGACACAAGCCAGGAUCUGUGAUGGAGGAGAAUGACAGCAGCCUCGAUUACCAGUCGGAGCCCAGCCUGGAUAUCCCAAACUACCGGAAGAGUUCCCUUCACAAGACUUACCAGUCUUCCCCACUGCAGAUCGAUUCCUUUGCCGUCAACUCGAGGUCUUUGAGUCUGAAAUCUGCUAGCAGGAGAGGAACAGACAAAAUGCCCCUGCAUGCCAUGAAGUCAGAAGGGGCCACCUCCACACCUUACAAAAGCAUCUUUUCCCCCAACUCUCUCUCAAACAGGAAUGGGAGCUUGUCGUACGACAGCUUGCUCAACCCCAUGUCCCCCUCAGGGAGGAGGUGCAUAGCUCAUCCCGCCGUGGGCUCCGUUGGGUACCACUCACCGUAUUUGUCUGCCAAAAUGUGCCACCUGAGGGGCAGGGAGCUUCAGCGCAUGCCCCCACAGAGCUUCAGCCCUGUGCUGGGCAGCUCGGCCCUGCACCCACGUGACCCCUCACCAGUGCGCUACGACAACCUAUCGAAAACGAUCAUGGCAUCCAUUCAGGAGAGGAAAGAAAUGGAAGAGAGGGAGAAGCUCCUCCUCUCUCACCCAGACUCGGUGUUUGCAGACUCUGGUGUGUACGACACCCCUAGCUCCUACAGCCUUCAGCAAGUCAGCAUGCUGUCAGAAGACCCCCGUAGCAUAGUCAUGAGGUAUGGCUCUAGGGACAACCUGAUGACCGGCAACAGCUUUAGUGUGAGGAAUCCUGUGCUGCAGGCAUCCGUUUCUUCGCUCUCAAGUGCGAUGACCAGAACGUCAAGGACUUCCACUCCUUCCCUCCAAGCUGACCUAGCCAAUAACAAUGUCCAGGCCCAUCAGGCACUGCAGGGCAGGAUGAGCAAUGGCUCCUAUAAGUCACCCAGCCACCAAGUCCCAUCAUCCCCCGGGGGGAUUCCCAGGUCACCCUCUUAUGGAGGCCCAAAAGCUGUCUCAUUCGUUAACACCAUGGAGAUAACAGAGGCACAGCCUAUGGGGACUCCAAGGGAAGACAUCCAGCUGAAGACCCCUCACAGUAAAAUUAAUGGACAGCCAAAAGGAAUUUCCAGAGUAGAGUGUCGACUAGGUUCAACGUCUAGCUCCCAGGGGGCCCCCAUGAGUCCUGCUAGACACUCAAAUGUUAAGAAAGUGUCUGGAGUGGGUGGAACAACCUACGAAAUUUCAGUAUAAAAAGAAAUUCGUAAUAUAAAGAGCCAUCCGCAAACCCAGCCAUGAAGCUAGGUGCACUGUGAAGAGACACACAAUAAUGCCAACAAGAUGAAAAGUAGGAGCAGCAGCUGAUGGUGACCUUUCUGUAUUAUUUUGUGUUGUUUUUAUUAAAAAAAAAUACAUACACACAA
Molecule: messenger RNA, 2492 nt
Organism: Lacerta agilis (Sand lizard)
Lineage: Eukaryota; Metazoa; Chordata; Lepidosauria; Squamata; Lacertidae
Gene: ZDHHC8
Product: zinc finger DHHC-type palmitoyltransferase 8
Exons: 11
Coding region: 1-2322 (773 amino acids)
Biological process (GO): mitotic spindle organization; protein palmitoylation
Cellular component (GO): cytoplasm; protein phosphatase type 2A complex; nucleus
Molecular function (GO): palmitoyltransferase activity; peptidyl-prolyl cis-trans isomerase activity; protein tyrosine phosphatase activator activity
Source: RefSeq, a predicted model, not a curated record